AUGAUUGCUUCAAAAAAAAAAGAGACCAAGUUUAUCUCUGGCGAUCUCAACGCAUAUGACUUGGACCUGUCUGUAAAUGCAUGGUACUACCUCCCCGCUGCCUACUCAGCCACUAUAUCGUCCACGCUGAUCUUCCUGUUCCACACCCUGUACUUCCUACAGCUGCGCGAGGCAGCCACCGCUCUCAGCGAGCACCUAAACCAGAUGCGCCCGGGCGACACUGAGGGGGUGCGCCGUGCCCAAAAGCUCUGGGUCGGUCUGCGCGCGCUCUACAACGACCACCCCAGCUUUUACCUUCUGGACGUGUUCUACCUAUCGCACCUCUUCAUGAUGAUGCUGUUCUCCGUCUACUUGUGCUUCGCACUACUGUGA
Messenger RNA from Frankliniella occidentalis (western flower thrips), 372 nucleotides. RefSeq lists its product as uncharacterized. Bases 1 to 372 code for a protein of 123 amino acids. Lineage: Eukaryota; Metazoa; Arthropoda; Insecta; Thysanoptera; Thripidae. The transcript has 3 exons. The record is from RefSeq and is a predicted model, not a curated record.